This is a messenger RNA of Cokeromyces recurvatus, 330 nucleotides long. RefSeq lists its product as uncharacterized. Bases 57 to 221 code for a protein of 54 amino acids. Lineage: Eukaryota; Fungi; Mucoromycota; Mucoromycetes; Mucorales; Mucoraceae. The record is from RefSeq and is a predicted model, not a curated record. The transcript has a single exon.
UUAUAUCGUUUUUUAUUACAUAAAGAGGGGGUGUAUAAUAGAAAGUGGGUAUAUCGAUGAAACAAAGAGUCUGGACAACUUUGUCAUAUAACUUUUUUUUUUUCAUUUGCAUUUGCAUUUGCUUUAUAUGUAUUAGACUACAAGGAUUUGAGAUCAAGGCAUUCUUUUAUUUGUAUAUUGAGUACAGUAUAUUCAAGGUUUUAUUUUAUUAUCUUCCGUAACCCCAUUUAGGUAGUAGUGAACACAUAAAAUGAAAAGUAACUGCGAGUGACUUGAAUUCAUUGUUGAACAAAUGAAGCUCUUUAUGACGUUGUAUAUGAACUGAUAUGA